AUGAGUGAGUCGGUCGAUUCGCCGGACGCCGACGACUACAUCGUCGGUCUGAACGUCUCGUCGGAUUACGAGUAUGAGGCGAUCAUCGCCUCGGUGUUGUGGCCGAGCACCGUCGAGAAAUGGUUCGUGUUCAUUCUCGGCGUCAUGAUGAUCGUCGGCGUGUUCGGCAAUCUACUCGUCGUCUCCGCAGUGGCAACGAAUCGCACUAUGAGGAACCCGCUGAACCUAGUGCUGAUGAAUCUCGCCGUCGCCGACCUUCUGAUUCUCGUCUUCUGCCUUCCGUUGACCGUCAUCAACGACGUCACCAAGACAUUCUGGUUUUCAACGGUCUUCUGCAAAUCGGUGCUCUUCAUUCAGAACACGUCCGUCUACGUGAGCAUCAUGAGUCUCGUGUUCAUCACAUUCGAACGAUGGCGUGCGAUCACGUAUCCGCUGAAGCCGGCGCUCCUCAAAACGCGUCGAGCGAUUCCGGCGUUGUGGCUCGCCGCGAUGCUCUUCUCGUCGCCGGAGCCGUUCACACUCCAACUCCUGCCCGCCGUGUUCGCGCGGCCCAAUUUCACGACGACAUGGGGCACCCAAUGCAAAGAGACGUGGUCGCACACGUUCCAGCGCAACUAUCAACUGGCUCAGGCGCUCUUCUCCUACCUACUGCCGCUCAUUGUCAUCUCGCUGCUGUGCGUUCACAUGGUCUGGACGCUACGCAAAUCAUCCACCGCACUAUCGGUGACGAAUCGCCAGCCGAACAGUCGAAAGAAGGCCGUCCGAAUGUUGGGCGCCGUCGUCUUCAUGUUCGCGCUGUCGAGCCUUCCAGUCCAUUUGUACAACAUUGCGCUCUCCUACAAUUUGCUGCAAGCGAGCGCCACCGAGGAGAUCGACGUGAAUCUGAUAGCGAUUCGAAAGCUUCUCCCUCGCGUCUUCUCCUACUCGUCGUCGUGUCUCAAUCCGAUUCUCUACAGUUUUCUCAGCGGACGGUUUCGCGAGGAGUUCGGCCGCGUCGUGUGCUGUGUGGUGCGCAACGAGAAGCGCGGACGCGACGAGCUCCCGUGA
Caenorhabditis bovis is the source of this 1047-nucleotide messenger RNA. The record is from the annotation of a GenBank genome assembly. NCBI's taxonomy places the organism in Eukaryota, Metazoa, Nematoda, Chromadorea, Rhabditida, Rhabditidae.